AUGGGCCGUUCAACGGGUGAACGUCCAGCUUCAGGUCUAGCCAGGCCAGCAGCUAUGAAGCCAGACCCGUAUAGACACAGUCACACGAGAUCGAACCGCCACGCCAAAUCACAACCUCUUGAUCCCGAUGACUUGCGCCGUCGGCUGUACGUGGUCAUCGCGGAACAGGAGGCGCUACAAGAGAGGAAGCGGAGAGAAAGAUUGAAGGCAAGGUCAACGGAGGAAGACGAGUCCGGAAGCGAUUUAGGAUUGGGAGAAUUGGGUACGGCCUUAGGAGCAUCAGCAACUACGAAUCCGGGAGAUGAUGAAAGGAGCUUCGCAGCAAGGAUGAUGAGAGGAAAGCCCCCAACAGCGAGUUCACUUCUAGAGGGAAACGGUAUCAAAUCUUCGGAAGGAAAACCAGUACGAUCUACAUCACAGUCCAUUCAAGACAGGAUACGCCGCAGACCAUUAAGAGCGGAGCCCAUGUCGACAGAGAGUACAGUAAACGCCUCCUCGUAUCACCAUGUUCCCCAAGUAGCGGCUACGCAGUUUGCGACGACCACUACUGGUAAUGGCAUGCGCGAGUGUAAUUCUGUACACAGUUUAUCCCAGGCUGCCCUCAAAUUCCGAAUCGAUGGUACACCACCCGACCGAAUCGACCUCGACUCUGGCGUUUCCUCGGCGCAGACCAAUGCCCUGAGAAGGGUACACAGUCACAGAGAGAAUAGCUAUGAGAAUAGCCAGUUCCAGUACUCGCGCUUCAUGUCGAAUGACCGUGGCGGCUCGAAAGAGAACCGCCGCCAGCUCCGGCCUAGCAGCAGCAUCGUGCUUGGCAGAAGAAAGUCUGGGAGGAAAAGCAGUUUCGGCAACAUCUUAGAGGAUGAGGUGUCGAAUAUACAUCCAAUCGCGGCUAUGGAUCCGCCCAUCGAUGAGAUAGCGUCAGAGGAGACGUUAGUAGUCGACCCAGCGACGGUAAAUGAGCACCGGGUCGACUGGACGCAGAGCGACGAGGUCUACGAGAAACCGAAAUCCACGGCGAGAAUUCCCCUUCUGAGAAAAGCAGAUUCCCUAUGGACGCUGAAAGGCAGACUCGGGAGUCUGACUAAGAACGGGCAUGACCGGGAUGAGAAGACGUCGGCGGUACGUGAGAAGCAGGAAGCAGGAUCCCCUUCUGCUUCUUCACGCUCGUCGCCUAAGUUUCUGCGGUUUGGGUUCUUGACAAGGUUCAAGCGUUAA
Molecule: messenger RNA, 1218 nt
Organism: Hypoxylon fragiforme
Lineage: Eukaryota; Fungi; Ascomycota; Sordariomycetes; Xylariales; Hypoxylaceae
Exons: 1
Coding region: 1-1218 (405 amino acids)
Source: RefSeq, a predicted model, not a curated record